AUGCAGCACAUUCCGACGACGGUCGAGGAACAGUUGUUUUUUAAAGCAGUUAAGGAAGAAUGCCCCUGGGAGAAUUUGCCCAAACGGCUUCAAGCCAUUUUUAAUUCUAAAGAAGAAUGGCACAGAAGGAUUAUUGAACAUUGUAUCAAGAAAAGGCUCCAAUGGGACACUUGUUUCGCUCGCAAAAUAUGCAAAGAAAAUGAAUAUUAUGAAGAGCUGAUGCGUGUCUUGCGAAAGAGUCUAGCGUUAUUCCCUUACUACCUUGCGGAAUAUAUUUGCCGUGUGAUGAGGGUGUCUCCUUUCCGAUAUUACUGUGAUAUGAUAUUCGAUCUUAUGAGAAAUGAGCAACCUUAUGACAGUAUCCCAAAUUUCAGCGCUGCUGAUGCCUUGAGACUCACAGGAAUUGGGAGAAAUGAAUUUAUCGAUAUCAUGAAUAAAUGCAAGUCUAAGAAGAUCAUGUGGAAGCUGAGCAAGUCGAUUGCAAAAGAGUUGUUACCUACCCAACCUGUGGACUUUCCAAUUGAACCUUGGUGGGGAGUUUCUCUUGUUAACUUUACCGUAGAAGAGUUUAAGAAACUUUCAGAGGAUGAAACGGCAAUGAUAGAUAAAAUCUGCAAGGAAGAAGCUAAUGCAUAUGUCCUUUUUGAUCCUGAUAUUAUAAAAGGUCUGUAUCGACGGGGAUUGGUCUAUUUUGAUGUUCCUGUAUAUCCAGAUGACCGUAUUAAAGUUUGUAGGCUUGAAGGGUUUAUUUCAAACAAGGAGCAGUCUUAUGAGGAUCCUAUUGAGGAGUUGCUAUAUGCAGUUUUUGUUGUUUCAAGUGAGCAUGCUACUGUUGCUGAGCUGGCAUCAACCUUACAAGCGGAUCUUACUAUACUGCAGGCUGCUGCAUCUUUCGUUUGCCGCUUGGGAUGGGCAGAAAAAGUAAUUGACCCGGCAUCUAUUCUUCAAGAAAACACAACGUUAUCUCAUGGUGUUGUCCUUACGGAUGAAGAAGAGUCCUCUCACCGCAGUUCAACCUCUGCAAAUGUGUCCACUGAUGGUGACUCUGCUCAUCAAGGAGAUUUUUGGGGGACAGAAAACCACCGUUCUCAUGAUGCUCGGGUUGCUUUUGUCGUUGAUGCUAAUAUAACAUCUUAUCUUAUGAUGGGCUCCGUUUCACCGGGAUUGAAAUCUCAUGCUGUGACGUUAUAUGAAGCAGGGAAACUAGGCCAUACUAGCAUUGCAAAUCUUUGCAAAGACCUGAGCACGUUGGAGGGAACAAAAUUUGAGGGAGUGUUGCAGGAAUUUGCAAAUCAUGCAUACAGUCUCCGCUGUGUCUUGGAGUGUCUACUAUCUGGUGGUGUUACCGCUGAUACUAGAGCCGUGGAAGUUGCUGACAGAGCGAGAGUGUCAACUUCAGGCUGUGAUGAGUCUAGUAUGAUAGCUGACACAUCAUUGACCAAUGUAUCAGACCAAUCUGCUGCUAAAGAAACUGAAGAAAACAUUAAUGAUGCUAAAAAUUUAGCAACGUCCCAGGAAGAUUCCUUUUUGGACUACUCUGUACCUGAAACGACUGGUGAUAACGGAUCUGCUACCCUAGCAGAAGAUGGUAAGCUCUCGAGUGAGUUUUCCAAGUCAGGUCUGAUUGUCCAGAAUGUUGAGAAAAUGAUACAUAUGCAAGGACCUGACCAAGGAAAAGGAACUCCAAGGAAGAGAAAGAGAUAUCGAGUGGAUAUCCUCCGCUGUGAAAGCUUGGCUUCUCUGCCAAAGGCAACCUUAGAUCGGUUAUUUCUUCGUGACUAUGAUAUAAUUGUGUCUAUGAUUCCUCUUCCACAUUCAUCUGUUCUUCCUGGGCCUACAGGUCCUAUUCAUUUUGGUCCUCCCUCUCACUCAUCAAUGACACCAUGGAUGAAAUUGGUGCUAUAUUCAACGGUGGCCAGUGGGCCUUUAUCGAUUGUACUGAUGAAAGGACUAUGUCUGCGCAUGUUACCUGCACCUUUAGCUGGUUGUGAGAAAGCCCUUAUAUGGUCUUGGGAUGAUUCAACGACCGGAAGCUUGGGUGGAAAGUUUGAAGGAAAUUUAGUCAAGGGAAGUAUACUUUUACACUGUUUGAAUUCGAUGCUCAAACACUCUGCUGUUAUAGUGCAGCCCUUUAGCAUAUAUGAUCUUGAUGGCUCUGGAAAAGUUGUUACAGUUGACAUACCCUUGCCCCUUAAGAACUCUGAUGGCUCAGUUGCUCCCGUAGGGGACAAGCUAGGACUAUGUGCAGGGGAAUGUUUGAAAUUGAAUGAUCUAUUAACUGUUUUGGCUCACAAGAUAGAGUUAUGGACAAUUGGUUACAUUCGCUUACUAAAACUUUUUAAAGAAAGGGAAUCGGAUAAUUUUGGCCCCAAUGGGAAGUAUGAAUGGGUUCCACUGACCAUUGAAUUUGGGAUGCCACUUUUCAACCCAAAAUUAUGCAAUAACAUAUGUGAAAGGAUUGUCUCCUCAGAGUUGCUUCAAGUAGAUUCACUUACUGAGCAUCAUAAUUCAAUGCAAAACAUGCAAAGAAAGUUGCGUGAUUUUUGUGCAGAGUAUCAAGCAACAGGUCCUGCAGCAAAACUUCUUUACCUAAAGGAGCUGCAAAAGGAUGGUUCAAAGGAUUCAGAGCAUGACAUCAACUAUCCUAGUAGUGGAAAGUGGAAUCCACUGGUAGACCCUUCUUCUCCCAUUUCUGGAGCAUCUAAUGAGCAUCAAAGAUUCAAACUUGCCUGUCGACAGCGUAGUCGGACUGAAGUUUUGAGCUUCGAUGCCAGCAUUCUUAGAUCAUUUGCCGUAACUCCAGUAUAUGAAGCUGGCACAAGAUCUGUUGAAGAUUCCCCCGCAGCAACUGCACCCAGAGUUGAUCUUGAUGAAACUGACAGCGGUGAAGUUAUCCUUCCCGGUCUUAACCUCAUUUUUGACGGUGCAGAGUUGAAUCCCUUUGAUAUUGCUGCUUGCCUGCAGGCUCGCCAGCCAAUUUCAUUAAUAGCAGAGGCAGCUUCGGCCUCUACAUCUUUUGCAAUUAAUUAAACAGGUCUUAUGAAUGUGAGAAGUGUGGAUUGGAUAUUUGUCUCCAUACACUGACAAAUGGAAGUUAUUGUAGCCUUCAUACUGCGUUAUUCUGGGUUAUCUGCUUCAUUUUUGAAGUCAUCUCAUGGAUGUGAACUAGCAGUUGCAUCAAAGAUACUCUUUUACCUAUUGCUUGAAGAUUGUUUUCCAGAUUGUUGCGGGUUAGUAUAUGCCAAUUGAAAGUUUUUUCUUUCUUUUUCUGAUUAGUCAGUUUAUUACUGAAAUAUUACCCUUUUCUUCUCGUUGCUUGGCGGCUUCAAGCAAAGGUAGAAACUUUUGACAUACUACAUACAUAUGCAAGAAAACAAAGAUAGCUUUAUUUAUUUUUAUUCUUUAUUUUGAA
Gossypium raimondii (Peruvian cotton) is the source of this 3412-nucleotide messenger RNA. RefSeq lists its product as uncharacterized. The record is from RefSeq and is a predicted model, not a curated record. The transcript has 11 exons. The coding region runs from base 1 to 3030 and encodes 1009 amino acids. NCBI's taxonomy places the organism in Eukaryota, Viridiplantae, Streptophyta, Magnoliopsida, Malvales, Malvaceae.